Molecule: messenger RNA, 1261 nt
Organism: Fopius arisanus
Lineage: Eukaryota; Metazoa; Arthropoda; Insecta; Hymenoptera; Braconidae
Gene: AstCC
Product: Allatostatin double C
Exons: 4
Coding region: 132-536 (134 amino acids)
Source: RefSeq, a predicted model, not a curated record
UGCUGUUGAAAGCUGUAGUCAACUAUUCCAUGUGAAUUUACCGAAAGAUAUCUUGAGAAAUACUGGAAUUACUGCAAUCGGUUCAUCGCGUGAUCACUCGUACGAUCAAUUGAUUUGAAAUUGUUAACGACAUGACGAUGUCGUUGGUGACAGUUAUUUUUAUGGUGACCCUCAUUGUCACCACAACUGUUGCCCGGGUGCUCCCGAAAAGGAGUUUAUCGGAUAAUCUCUCCGAGUCAUACGACUACGAGGAUUACCCGGGAAAACAAGAACAGUAUCCGGUAGCAACGAAAAGGGCGGCCCUCCUCCUCGACAGAUUAAUGGUAGCCCUCCAAAAAGCUGUUGAUGAACAGGGAAUAGGUGAUUCACGAGGUGGAAGAGAUAUUCUGAGGUCUAAAUCGCGACUGGGAGGUACCAUCGGAUCGCAAUCAGGACCGAGUAAAUCCGGGAUGGAUUUGCAGAGACGAGGACCUGUCAACGGCAGCGUCUACUGGCGCUGCUAUUUCAACGCCGUCACAUGCUUCAAGAAGAAGUGAUAGAUUAAAAUCUAGGUGCCAAACGACUCCUCAGUUCUUUCAUCAUAAUCGGCUAUCUUGUCAACCUCGAUACUACUCUCCGGCGCGUUUUUCCUAAUUAAUACUCUGACAUUAACUGUACUGGAAGUUCGAUUGACAUCGGUAGCGAAGCGGUAACACAAGUUCAAGCCGAUUCUCCAGGAAUCCACGGGAGAUAGCGCGAUUUUUGUUAAGACCUUUUUUGUGGAGCUCAUUGAGAGCUACAGAAAUGGUUAUUACAACAAUUUUCAUAUCUCCUGAAGUUUCGGAGAUAUUCUUGAUGGACGGGGCUUACCACUUCACUUCGAUUCUCAAAACGAAGAAGUCUUCCCAAUUUGUUUAUCGUAACUCUUUAAACUCCGAAUGGUAAAUAUGUAAACUAUUUUUGCUAACCGAUAUUAGUCCUCACUGACAUGAGGAUGAGGAUUUUAUUAUUUAUGUGACAGUCUCCCUAAUUAAUUUAUUAAUUUCCGAAUGGGACUAGGAUCGUGAAAUAUGGUAAUAUCAAUAAAUAACAGACAACUGUUAAUACAUGUAUAAUUGGUAAAUUCUUGAAGAAAAAUAUGAGCACAAUUAUUGACUGCACUGCAUCUUAUAUUCUCAAUUAUUAAUUCAGUUAUUAAAAAUAACCAUAAGAAGACGCUGGAAAAUUUCCAAACGCAUAACAAUAUUCCGUGAGAGUUUUUAUACAUAUUUCAUUUCGAGAG